Molecule: messenger RNA, 624 nt
Organism: Rubroshorea leprosula
Lineage: Eukaryota; Viridiplantae; Streptophyta; Magnoliopsida; Malvales; Dipterocarpaceae
Source: the annotation of a GenBank genome assembly
CCUCCUCCAAAAGAACCCUCUCCAGUAGCGGCGCUUCCUCCUCCUCCUCCAAAAGUACCCUCUCCAGUAGCGGUGCCUCCGAAGCAGAGCACUGAGAAGGAGGAUUCACAAACUAAGGAUAAGGACGCUCCUUCAAAACCGCCAUAUGAAUCCAAACCCCAGAAACAAUAUGAAACCCCUCCCCCGUCUGAAACUAUGAAGAAGACUGAAGAACAGAGGGGUGCAGAGUCCAAAAUACCGGGCAUCAAGAAAUCAGAUGAAACGGCGAGGGAAAUUGCAGCUCGGAAGGGUGCAGAAAAGAAAGGUGAUGUUGGGGAAAAGGGUAAGGUGAAGGAGGAAACUAGCUUUAGAGAAAAGGCUAAGAAAAUGAAGGACGAGGCUGUGGCGAUGAUGAAGACUGCAUUGGAGAAGACGGAAGAUCGGCAUUUGAUCGUUAAUGUGGGUGUGGCGGUUUUGGUGAUUGUAGCAGUUGGGGCUUAUGUGACCUACAAAAUUCGAUCAUCCGCAAAAGCUAAAGAUUAAUUUGUUUAAUGUGGUCAAACAUUAAAAUAUAUGUAUAUAUAUGAAAUGUUGGGGAAGAUGUAUAGUCGAUCUUUUUACGCUCACUAAAAUUACAAUUUCUUU